GGCUCUGCGAGGAGACGCCACACGCUGUCCGCGGCUCCACCUCUAUCACACCGGCUAACGUUACACGGAGACCCGUCCACGGCCACUCUACAUUUGAGGGACCCCCGCAGGCCAUUUGGAACAGCCAGCCGCAUCUUCACCACCUGGGGUUAGGAGCAAGGUGUGAACUGCCCAUCGAAUACUAUCUGUUUUCAGUAAGUGUGUGUGCGCCAUGUCGUCUAAACCUCACCCUCCUCUGAUGAAGAAGCACAGUCAGACGGACCUGAUAAGCCGCCUGAAGAGCCGGAAGAUUCUUGGAGUCGGCGGCGAGGAUGAUGACGGCGAAGUGCACCGCUCAAAGAUCAGUCAGAUGCUCGGAAAUGAGAUGAAGUUUACAGUGCGAGAGCCUAUCGGGCUGAGGGUGUGGAUACUCCUCUCUGCAGUGGGGUUCACAGCUAUGGCCGUGAUGGCCCUAGUGUUUCCCAACCAGCUAUAUGAGGUUGUUUUUGAGGAAGAGCUCUCCACGACUAGCAUCUCUGUUCGCCUUUAUGGAGGAGCACUGCUUAGCCUGGCCCUUAUCAUGUGGAAUGGUCUCUACACCGCAGAGAAGCUCAUCAUCCAGUGGACUCUGCUCAGUGAAGCCUGCUACUUUGCUGUCCAAUUUCUUGUGACAUCCAUCACCUUAAUGGAGAUUGGCAUCCUGCCCAACGCUGCCAUACUGCUGCUCCUCAGUCGGGUGCUCUUCCUGGUGGUCUCCAUGGCGUACUACUACUCCCUGGGCCGUAAGUCGAAGAAGAUCUGAGCCCACUGGUUGAUGCUUCCAGGGAGGGGGGACAGCUGAGCACAGCACAAAGAAAAGGGUCAGAAGGUUGGGGAAUAUUAUUUGAUUGGGGCUUGGAGCAUUACUUUGCCAGUGGAUGCCCCCUGCCCCCUUCCAUGGGACCCCCCCCCGUACUCAACAGAUCAGCACCGUCUCAAGUUCCGGACUCUGCAACAAGAACGAGAAAUCUUAUGGCGAAAGUGAAUUUCUCUUUCACUGGGCUGUGAGGUCAAGCCCCUCAUGACACACAUCCCUCCUUGGUGCAGUUCUGAGAGAUGUUGUAAAGAAGGAGCUAGCCAUUUGUAGUGCAUUGCUUUCUUGUGUCACCUAGCUAUGAUUUAAUAUGUACAGUGCAUCGAAGUUGUUUGUGUGCAGCCACGUGAUUUCCUGAUUCAGUAUUUUGUGUAAAUGCAGUAGAUUUCUAUCUGGACACCGCUUUUUAAUCACUCGAGGACCAAAAUGUGCUCAUUAGUUACCUGGUUGACGCUGUUGAUGUUAACUAGUACUGUAUGUUUGCGCAAGUGAAGCGUAAAUAUCUGCCCGUGAAUGCUUCUCUGACGACUCUACAUUGAACACAUUGAAUGGAAAAAGCAUCAACUGCUUCGUGUAAAUUUGGGUGUAGUCAGAUAAGCUAAAUGCUGGAUAAGUGACGAUGAACCUUUUCUGAUCCUGCUGACGGCUUUCUGAGUCGGCACACUGAAGAUCAGUUUUUACCUUCAACCAACCAAAUUCAGAUUUAGACUACCCAAAACAAAAUGCUAAAUCUAAAGUUUUCAGGGACAAAGUAUUUUCUUUUUUUUGUUGUAUUCCUUGAAGUUGUACCAAAGUGAAUAGGAAGUGUAUUAGAUGGAAUAUGUACAUGUCUGAGGUUAACGGUAAAUAGUUUGUAAUGUUGAGAAACGAUCAUGUGAACUGACGCUCGAAGAGAAAUUGUGUAGUUCUCUCUCUGUGUGUGUGUGUGUGUGUUGGUAGGUAGGACUUUAGCCUGAGUGGUCUUACAGAAAGUAAUUUUAGCAUGCUGACCUGUGAUGUCACAGGUCAGCAUGUUGGUGUGCAGAGAAAACAAACUUAAGCUGAUUCCUCUUCGGUCAUGUAGCACAUGUUUAUUCACAUACACCUUAUUCGUAGCCUUAAAACUACUUAAAGAACAGUCAUCAACACUGCGGCCUACUUCUUGUAUAUAUGUAAAUUAAAGUAUUUGCUAUUACGUGGUGUUCUCGUGAACGGGGAACUUUUUAAGUAUUCGUUAAAUUACUUUCAAAGAUUGCUCUCUUGGCAAGUCUUUUCUACCUAUUGUCAGUGUUUUUAUUUUAUGCAUGCAACAUAAUCCACCAAAAGAAAUGGCUCAAACUGUAUAGCAAGCUGCCACCAACUUGAACACAAAGCUGAGCAAUGGAGAUGUUAAUGGCGGUGAAUAAAUGGAUGAGUUAAAUGUGGCCACAAUGCCUAAAUGAUAACAUUUGUGCAUUAAAGCGGAUAUAACCCCACACUUGGUAAUUCCCACCUCAUCGAUAUGUUCGAUACGUUUCUACCUCCCACUAGUUGGCACGUCCUCAGGUACGCAACCUCCCAGCUCCGUGUUUUAGAGCCGUGCCAGCAAUGCUGAUUUAUAAACUUAAAAAGGCCAGUAAAAAAACGACACUUGCUCGUUUUGAAACGUAUUUUGAGUCCAACAAGAAACCUUCUGUCGGCCUCCUCCAAAGGUGGUCCAUAUUGUUGCAAAUGACCACGUUCAGUCCUGCCCCAGAAGGGAGUGGUCUUGAGGUCGGUGUGAUUGUGGGUUUGCAGUUGUGAGUCCAGCGCUGAAGGCAGAUGUGCUUGUUACUUGGGUGAGCCUUCAGUUCAGAUAGGGAAGACAUGAAACAUGGGUGAGGUCUCCCGUACUCCUGAAAAGUUGUAAUUAUACUUUGUCCCAGUGUUUAAUUAGAUGCAGCUCUCCCGAGUGACAUUGUGUGCCCAACCUACAGCUCCAUAGCGUGGUAAUUAUGGAAGUUUAGAGAAAAUGUCAUUCCAUUUCCGUCGAUACUACAGGCCUCAAAUCAUCAGCCCAGUGAAACAUUCAAAGGUCUGUGAAGUGGGUUAUUUUCGGAGAGAUGGGCAGAUUCGGUGGGAUGGGCAGAAAACGUCUUUCAUCCUCCUGGUUCUCUGACGUAAAUUAGUCAAAAUAUUACAUUGGCUAGUUGUGUCCUUGACGUUUUAGAGGAAUAGUAAGUUCAACUGUUCAGUCCCUCUGUAGAUCUAACAUAUAUUGUAUUUUUGUGUGAAUAUCAUACCAGGUAAAACUGUUUCAAGUUGUAGCAUUGUGUUUUUAUGUAUAUAUGUGCUAUAUUGUACCUCCAAAAAAUUUCUUGUUAUGGAUUUCCACGUUUUAGUUUCAAAUAAAGGACACUGCUAUUUA
This is a messenger RNA of Pseudoliparis swirei, 3197 nucleotides long. It is a transcript of the gene tp53i11b, whose product is annotated as tumor protein p53 inducible protein 11b. The transcript has 8 exons. The coding region runs from base 212 to 781 and encodes 189 amino acids. NCBI's taxonomy places the organism in Eukaryota, Metazoa, Chordata, Actinopteri, Perciformes, Liparidae. The record is from RefSeq and is a predicted model, not a curated record.